Messenger RNA from Capsaspora owczarzaki ATCC 30864, 3397 nucleotides. RefSeq lists its product as hypothetical. Gene Ontology annotation, cellular component: MutLalpha complex. Gene Ontology annotation, molecular function: ATP hydrolysis activity; mismatched DNA binding; ATP-dependent DNA damage sensor activity. Bases 44 to 3325 code for a protein of 1093 amino acids. Gene Ontology annotation, biological process: mismatch repair. The transcript is spliced from 9 exons. NCBI's taxonomy places the organism in Eukaryota, Filasterea, Ministeriida, Capsasporidae. The record is from RefSeq and is a predicted model, not a curated record.
UUUGGCGGGAAAAACAAAAAAGCCGACUUUGAAAACACUGGUCAUGCUCACGGGCAAUCCAGUUGCUCGUGCUGCUGCACCGACAAGUCCAACCCAAGCACAACAGUCACUACUCCACUCGACAUCCAUGCAUGAGAGCGGAGGGCAAGGAGAGCCGGCCGAUGACGGUGCUGCAACUCUUGCAAGUGCUGGGUUUCCCGCCAUCUCGACCGGCGAGUCGUCGGCAGCACCGUUGCCCACUGCCUUUCUGGCCCAGUUUGCGCAUUCGUCCCAAUCGCAGCCACGAAGCAGUGGGCAGACUGCGUCGUCGUCGUCCCAAGCGUUCUCGCAAGCGGGCUUGUUGCACUCGUCCGACACCACUGCCGCCGCCAGCCAGGCUCCAAGCAAUCCCAGCUUGUCCAUGGCAUCUUCUUCAGACAAUGUUCCAGACGAUUUCCCUCUCGCAUCGUCGCCCGUCUCGUCCAACAGUAAAUCCUCCCACCAAAGUAGCGGCAGCGGAUCCAUCAAGCCAAUUGACGCGCGCUCCGUCCAUCGGAUUUGCUCUGGCCAAGUCAUCUUGUCGCUUGCAACUGCAGUGAAAGAGCUGGUGGAGAACAGCAUUGAUGCGGGUGCAACCGCCAUUGAAAUCCGCCUGCGCGAACACGGGGCCGAGCUGAUUGAGGUCAUUGACAAUGGGUCUGGUAUCGAGCCGCACAAUUUCCAAGCUCUCACGCUCAAAUACCACACGUCAAAGCUCGCCGAUUUUUCCGAUCUGACACGGCUGGAAACGUUUGGGUUCCGAGGCGAGGCGUUGAGCUCGCUGUGCGCGCUGGCCGAGGUUUCCGUCACGACUUGUUCCGCAGCACAUGCAGUUGGAACGCGCCUCGAGUUUGACACAGAGGGCCUCAUUACAACCAAGUCACCAUGUCCCCGGGAGCAGGGCACCACCAUUUCGGUUCGCAAUAUUUUCGCCAGCCUGCCAGUCCGCUAUCGCGAGCUCAUGAAAAAUCUCAAGCGAGAGUACGGCAAGUUGAUUGCCAUGCUCCAAGCGUACUGCAUUGUGGCCACCGGCGUGCGGAUUUCAUGUAGCAAUCAAAUUGGCAAAACUCCGCGUUCGAUGGUAUUUGCUUCACCUGGCGCCGAAACAAUGAAGGACAACGUUACCGCUAUCUUUGGCAUCAAGCAAACGCAGCAAUUGAUGCCGUUUGUUCAACUAUCCUCGAGCGAACUAACUGCGGCAUUGGCUACGACCGAUGCCGGUAGUAGUCAAGUCAUCUUUCCGACAUUCAAAAUCACAGGUCUGAUUUCCAAGCCAAUGGCUGGCUGCGGGCGGAGUAGCACCGAUCGCCAAUGCUUUUAUGUCAAUGGUCGACCCUGUGAUAUGCCCAAACUUUCAAAGGUCGCAAACGAAAUCUACCAUUCUUUUAUCGCAGGCUCGUUUCCUGCGUUGUUUUUGAACCUUGCCUUGCCAUCAGCGGCUAUCGACGUCAAUGUGACACCAGACAAGCGCACCAUUCUCUUGCACGACGAGAAGGAGCUCGUCCUUGCCUUCAAGACUUGCCUCAGCGCCAUCUCAUUUGCGCGGGUGGACGUCGCUCAUCCCACCAUCUCGCGUUCAUCGUCCUUGGCACCGCCAGCAGUGACGAAAACACCCACGCUCAUCAACCAUCGCACCGUCUCUGGUUUGAGCAUGUCGCAGUUGUCGGCCAGGCUGUCGACAGAGCCAGUCUUGCUGGGCCGCCGGUCCACCUUUAGCAAUUCCUCGGCUUCUCUGGUGCCACCCACCCGUCCACUAUCUUCCUUUUCGGCACGGCACGCCUCCAUCGGCCAGCCCGCUGCCAGACCGAUCGAGCCGUCAGGUCCGGGAUUGGGCGUUGGCUCCAACCCGCUUCUGGUUGGUGGGCUCGACCCAAUCUCGCUUCUCCGAAGCCACCUGACAAACGUCGCUUCAAACGCAUCUGCGGGCGUUCCUGUGACGAAAAAGCCGCGCCUGAUGCAAGAUGAGCAAGAGCAACAACAAGAGGAAGAAGAGCCAGGGGAUGCAGAUCUUGAUGAUUUUGCCGAUCGUCCUGCCGCAACAGGUGCCUCUCGCCUGCAAAUGAUCGAAAACCUGACCAGUCAUGACAGCGGUGAAGAGAACGACCCAGAGUCACUUCGACGCCGAUUGCGCCUCGUGCCAGAUGCCAAGCCAGCCAAACCCGUUGAACUUGACCAGUACCUUGAAAAGGUCCCCUCGGAAAACACGAGCGCCAGCAGCAUCAAGAGCGUUGCGCAUUUGGAGGUUGCCUUCCAGCUCGCUUCGAUUGCUCCACGCCGCUUGUUUGUGCAGCAGCAACAAGCGAAAGCCGAGGCCGCGCUUGCCAGAGCAGCCCCUGUUCGUUCGACCGCUGCUGCUGCUGCCGCUGCUGCUGCUGUGGACGGAACUGUUGAUUCUGAAUCUGCCGUUGAUGCCAAAGUCAGUGAGGAAGGCGCGGGGGACAACAGCCCUCGCAAAUUCCGAACCAAGAUUUCGCCUCAAAGCGAGCAGGCUGCGGUGGCCGAGCUGGCGCGAUCCAUCUUCAAGACCGACUUUGCCAAAAUGAAAGUGUUGGGCCAAUUCAACCGCGGCUUUAUCAUUGCCAAGCUGGACAAGGAUUUGUUUCUCGUCGACCAGCAUGCCACCGACGAAAAGUACAAUUAUGAAAAGCUCCAGGAGAGUGUGCGAUUGCAAUCACAGCCGCUGAUUCGACCGAUGCCUCUCCAACUCACGGCCGCCAAUGAAGUCGUGCUGAUGGACAAUAUCGACAUAUUCCGCAUGAAUGGGUUUGAUUUUGUGGUUGACGAAAGUGCCCCCGCGACUGAACGUGUCCGUCUCUCGGCCAUGCCGUUCAGCAAAAAGACAACGUUUGGCCCUUCCGAUGUGGACGAGCUGUUGUAUCGCCUGAGCGACUCGCCUGGAGUGAUGUGCCGGCCAUCUCGAGUUGCAUCAAUGCUGGCUUCUCGAGCGUGCCGCAAAUCGGUCAUGAUUGGCGACCCGCUCAGCACGUCGCAAAUGUACCGGCUCCUACGCCACAUGGGCCAGAUCGAGCAACCCUGGAACUGUCCUCACGGGCGGCCGACGAUGCGGCACUUGUUGGAUUUGUCCAUGAUUUCAUUCGGAUCGACGCAGCAGCCUGGCCCAGCAGAGCCGCCAUCUCCGGGUCAUGCUUUGAGAAUAUCGCCCAUCAUUCUUGAUGAAGAGCAUGGUGGAUUGUCCGAGGCGACGGCACAACCUGAACCAAUGGCUUGCGACCAUGAAAGCGAGCACGACGAGUCCCACGGGAUUGAUGGACACGCGUGCGACCAUCACGACGCAAUGUUGGAUUGACGAGGAUUGUGACACACGAGAGUAUUACACACAUGGAUUGUAAUUUUUUAAAAUUAAUUUGUUGUUUCGCUC